CUUCCAGCAGCUGCAUAGCGCAGCGAGGCAAACCCUUAACUUUCUAUCAAACUUCCAAGUUGCCUUUCGGAGGGCGACACCGGCGCGAACACGUUUCUCGUGAAGGUAAGGAGGAGCGCUGCGCAGUUUGUGAGUCGGGCUUAGAGGACCUUGUUAGAAACAAAAGGAGGAAAACCCCGCUUCGUGUUGUGUGACAUGCAAAAGCUUGAGGCAGAAAAGGAUACUUUAUUCGGAGUAAGACAAAUUCCAAGUGUGGACAGAGUAUGCAGGCCUGAAUGCUGAAGAGGUGGGCUUGCCCCCUCACUUAUUUUCUGCUUCAUGACGUCAGGGAGCAGCAUCCCAUCCCAGAGGCGGACAUGUCUCCCUGCUGAGUGCCUUAAGCCUUUUGCACUGGUGUAAUGACCAGCCUGAAGGGCCCACCCAUGGAGCGCACCGUUGGGGGUUCUGUCCCCGCCAGUGAUGAGUUUUACACGCGCCACCUCCGUUUGGUCAAUGGAGGGACUGUGGCAACCCGCACAGACAAUGUUCAUGCCCCUGUGGGCACAGGUGUUCCCAAAAUGGGUGUACGGGCUCGGGUGGCUGACUGGCCCCCGAGGAGAGACCUUGCAGGGAUUAUGUGGCAGUCAGCUACAGAGCCCGAUAACUCUGGUGUGCCCUCUGUUGGAAAAAGUCACAUUAAGUUAGGUGCUGUAAUGAGCCCUCAGGACUCGUCAAUGCUGCGGAACAUUCACAAUACGUUGAGGAAUCGAACACAGGUCCAGUCCAACAACUACAGCCUGGACACCCAUUACCUAGUGCCCGGAGACUACAGGGGUCCUGCACAUAGAAAACAGAGACGCAUCCGUCAGCGCAGCAACAGUGACAUGACUAUCAGCGAGAUGGAAGCUAGCGGUGACAGUGGAGACGAAUGGGGUCCAGCAUCGGGAGCCAAAUGGUCUCCUCUUCAUCGUGAAUAUGGUAGCACCUCCUCAAUAGAUCAGCACGGAGCAUCUGGAGAGAGCUUCUUUGAAAUGCUUCGGGGCUAUCAAGGGGAAAAAGUUGACCAGCGUAGCCCCGCUCCAGAGAAACUGGAGGACAUCCUGAAUGUGGGGGCCAUGCAGGCCAGCGUUGAUAUUCAGGAGGAUGUCAUAGACGGCAAUCCUCCAAAAGCCAGAGAUAAGCCCCCAAAGAGACGGACUAAAUCUGAGACAGGGGGCGAGUCUAUAUUCCGUAAACUUCGAAAUGUCCGGGGUGAGUCCGACUCCCCCAGAGCGGGGUCUGAUGCAGAGGACAGUCGGAUAGAGGACAUGGGCCCCCCCUGGGUUUGUCAGAGAGGCUUUGCCCACUAUGAUGUUCAGAGCAUGCUGUUUGACCUCAACGAAGUUACUCAGUUGCGGCAGAUUGCAGGCAAGCGGAAAAACACCACCACGGGGGCAUCUGCUGCCGCUGUAGCCUCGGCUACCUCCACCCUGUCGUCCACACACAGCCUGCCUUACAGCUCCCCGAGCGGCAGCCAGGAGGAGCUCUGUUCCAGAGACAGUCCCGGUCUGGACGCGGGGGACGAACAGAGCAACGAAAUGCUGUUAAGUUGCCCCUGCUUCCGCAACGAGAUAGGUGGUGAUGGUAUUGUGAGGCGCAGAUUGUUAGCAGGGUAUCAUGGUGCAGGAGCAGGUAACUGUGGAUCGGGAACCCUGAUCGAGGAAGUAAACGUGUACGAAACAUCUGUGAGCACGCACUGCACAAAUGCUGGAGUUGCAGUGCUAGAGGGGCCAAAGGAAGGCCCCAGCACGCUCAGCGAAAAGGGCAAACAAUACAUUGUGGAGCAUGUGGACCUGGGAGCUUACUACUACAGGAAGUUCUUCUACCUUAGGGAGCACUGGAACUAUUUUGGGAUGGACGAGGCGCUGGGUCCAGUGGCGGUGAGCUUGCGCAGGGAGAAGCUGGAAGAGGACAAGGAGCACGGCCAGCAGCAUAGCUACCGCCUCAUCUUCAGAACCAGCGAGCUGACCACUCUUAGAGGUUCUAUCCUUGAGGAUGCAGUGCCUUCCACCUCUAAGCACGGGACCACCCGGGGGCUGCCCGUCAAGGAGGUGCUGGAGUACCUUCUCCCUGAGCUCGAUCUGUCGUGCCUCAGACUGGCCCUCAACACACCCAAAGUCACUGAGCAGCUGAUGAAACUGGAUGAACAAAUGCUGAGUUUUCAGGUGAAGGUGGGGGUGAUGUACUGCCGAGCGGGCCAGAGCACCGAGGAGGAGAUGUACAACAACGAGAUGGCUGGCCCCGCCCUGGAAGAGUUCCUCCAACUGCUGGGGGACAAGGUCCGCCUCAAGGGCUUCACAAAGUACCGAGCCCAGCUGGAUACAAAAACGGAUUCAACGGGUACUCACUCCCUGUACACGACUUACAAAGACUAUGAGAUCAUGUUCCAUGUGACAACGCUGCUGCCUUACACCCCCAACAACAAACAACAGUUGCUGAGGAAGCGCCACAUAGGAAACGACAUAGUGACCAUUGUGUUCCAGGAGCCCGGCGCUCACCCCUUCACCCCGAAGGCCAUUCGCUCUCACUUUCAACAUGUCUUCAUCAUCGUACGGGUGCACGAUCCCUGCUCUGACAACACAUGCUACAGUGUGGCUGUCACUCGUUCCCAGGACGUUCCCUCCUUUGGCCCGCCAAUUCCCAAGGGCGUGACCUUCCCAAAGUCCACUGUUUUCAGGGACUUCCUGUUGGGCAAAGUAAUCAACGCUGAGAACGCAGCCCACAAGUCAGAUAAGUUUGGUGCCAUGGCAACACGGACACGGCAGGAGUAUCUUCGAGACUUGGCAGAGCGACAUGUGACUACUACUCCAGUAGAACCAACAGGGAAGUUCCCCUUCAUCUCUCUGGCGCACAAACGACGAGAGAAAGUGCGUCCCUACAGCGGGGCGGAGCUGCGGAGCCUGGGUGCCGUCACCUGGCAGGUCCACGCUGAGGACCAGGUAGCCGGUGCUGAACGCGAAUGCCUGUUGGCCAUUUCAAAUGACUUCAUAAUCCUGUUGGAUCAGGAGGCCAAGGCAGUUGUGUUUAACUGUGCCACGCGUGAUGUGAUUGGUUGGUCAACGGGGAGCCCCGCCUCCAUGAAGAUCUUCUAUGAGCGCGGUGAGAGUGUUUCACUGCGCUCCAUCAAUAACAACACAGAAGACUUUGGAGAAGUCGUCAAGAGAUUGGAGCUGUUGACCAAGGGCAGUCAGACCACAGAGAUGACCCUGCGGCGCAACGCCCUGGGCCAGCUGGGCUUCCACGUUAACUUUGAGGGCAUCGUAGCUGAGGUGGAGCCCUACGGCUACGCCUGGCAGGCCGGGCUCAGGCAGGGCAGCCGAUUGGUGGAGAUUUGCAAGGUGUCGGUGGCCUCGCUGUCUCACGAGCAGAUGAUCGACCUGCUCAGGACCUCCGUCACUGUGAAGGUGGUCAUCAUCCCCCCGCAUGAGGACUCCACCCCGCGCAGAGGCUGCUCAGAAAUCUACCACAUGCCACUCGUGGAUUACAAGAACCACAAGGAGGGUAUGCCCUAUGAGUUAAAGUUCCCCUUUCGCCCAACCACCAACAACAACAACACCAAGUGGCCACGCACCUCAUCCAGCCCUCAAACACGCGCUGCAGGCGCAGGAUCACUGAUCAAAGCCCCGCCUUCAGACUUCAGUGCCAUUAACUCUGCAGUUAUUCCCCGAAGUAUGUCCAGUGACGGGCGACCCGUCCACCCAAAAAGAUAUUCCCCAGGGAAUGACAACUACGCUCUCGCCUGCUCCAUCGUGAUGGGCCGCACAAUGCACAACAUAAACUCCCCUCCCGGCCCCCCCUACUCAGAUACCACGAGCUCCAACCAGUGGAGGCAGAAGUCAAUGCCUGAUGGGUUUAACAACAACAACUGCCCGUCCCCUGGGUCAUCGGCGCGGCGGAUGGCAGGUGAAGGGGUCAAUGGGAUGAAAGCGGGCUCUAGUUCUGGUGUGGGAUGGUCCCGACCUGGGGAGGGGGACAAAACUAGUGCAGAUACCGUGGCUUCCAAGGCGGUGAAUCCUCGACUCCCGUUGUCAGAGCAGGGCCACAUGUCUCCAAACAAAAGCACUAAGCCGGAUGCUCCGUAUUCAUCCAGCCAGUCGAGCAGCAACACGCUCUCCAGCAACGCCUCCAGCUCGGCACACAGCGACGAGAAGUGGUAUGAAGUCGGCUCACGUUCAGGAGUGCGGAGCGAUCUGGAGCUCAACGGAUAUCUGCAGGGCACCUCCACCGACAGCGGCAUCGAUGCCACCUCCUUCACUGCCACACAAAGCAGCACAGCCUCCUCCACAGGGGCCUUCGGGGCCAAAGACAAGAGCCUGUGGCAGGAUGAGCCAGCGGACAGCCAGGGGACAACCAAUUCUUCACCUCCGACACCAGACUCUCUUGUCGCCAUCGGAGGCAGUGAGAUCCUGGCGAAGAGUCCAUCGGCCUUUCCACCAGCUCCUGAUGUCGGCUCCUACAGCCUGAAUGAUGCCGCAUCCCACUCCAGCACACUCAGUUCUGGCCACUCAGGGAGUCCGAUGGACCAGGGGCAGGACGAGGCAGGUGCUGCGGCCACCUCACCCACAUCCCCCGGGACCAAGAGCUUCUACCCUCGCCAGGGUGCAACCUCCAAGUACCUGAUUGGCUGGAGGAAACCCGGGGGUACCGUCAACUCUGUGGACUUUGGCAACACGCGCAAAAGACACCAGAGCGAUGGUCUGCUGGGGGGUCAGCCACAGCUCAGGGCCAAUCUCCGUGGCUCCCAGUCGCCCCAGCGGCACACCGCCAAGUCCAGCCUGGAGGAAGACUUAAAGAAGCUCAUUACACUUGACAGCCCUCCACCCACCUCAAGUGAAGAGAAGCCUUUGUUUCCGGGUCCGCUGCCCACCCGGCGCUCCCUCCAGAGAACCCUGUCAGAUGAGAGUAUUUACAGCGGGCAGAGGGAGCCGUCCUCCAGCGGGCAGCGUGACACGCCUACUGACCUUCUGUUCAGCUGCUCCACAAUACCUCGCUCACCCACCACUCGCCAAGGACCAAGCCGGCGAGCCUCACACAAAUCCCUGGGAGACCUGUCAGCCCCAGAGCUCUCUGAGCUGGAGCAGGAGAGGCAGAGGCAGCAGCUGCAGGACGCGGUCCUCAUGCCCCUGCCUGACAACGGGGCAGAGAGCCCGCUGGACUGGGCCCACCUGGUAGACGCCGCCAAAGCUUUUGAGGAGCAGAGGCUGGUCUACCUAACAGCCCAGGAGGAGAGCUCCAUGGCUGAGAACGCAGCAGCCACCAGCCCCCAGCAGGCCGAGCCUCAGGCGGCCCCACUGAGACAGCCCUCGCCUGGAGAGACUCCAGCGUGCCUGAUGGGGAAGGUCAGCCAGCUGGAGACAAUGGUGAAGACACUACAGGACGACUUGAAUAGGGAGAAGGAUGCCAAGGUGUCGCUGCAGGCUCAGAUCCAGAACCUGAGGGAGGAUAACCAGCGUCUUGUGGAGGAGUCCUACAGCGCCUCAGCCAAGCUUAAGAAGUUCACAGAGUGGGUCUUUAACACCAUCGACAUGAACUGAUGUACACAGCUUACAGACUGCUACAUUAGGAGUUUGACCACUACUCAAGCUGUAAUGAAACUCGUUUUUUUUUUCAGUGCUGCAAACACAACAGACUGACUUAUACAAACCUGCAACAUAAACUGUUUCUCUCGGGCUUUUACAAACCAGUGCCAACAUGGACCGUCUUCAGCCUUGUGGAUCUGUGGUAUAAUCACCGUGAAAGACUUUUGGUGGAAGAACGGGAGGAUAGAAGAAAAGGAGCAGCGGUGCUACUGUGCGUCUGUUUUAAAUAGCAUGCACUACCUUCCUUAGAAUUUCACAAAUUAAUGCUUUGUGUGCUAUCGAAUGGAUUGCUGGAACCCCUGCAUGUCAGAGACGGCAAUAUGUCGAAACUAACCUAAAGGGAUUUACAGUUACUGUCCCCAUUUACCUACCCAGCUAACCUAAUUACAAGCGCACAGAAUUCCAAUUAAAAUGCUUCAACACAAUUUUAAAUAUACUCCCCCCAUGCAAGACUGACUGAAAAUAGUCCCACAUUCCUCUGAUUGAGGUUUAAACUUUCUAAGAAUUAAGUGUUUUUUGUAUUAAUUGCCAUUUAAUUUUCCCAAUUCAGUGAUAACACUGAUUAUUCUUUAUUACUAACCAAAAGAAAAUAAGCUAUAUGAGGUCAUGGGAGGUAUGGUCCCCCAUGAUGCUCCUUUGGUAGCAGUGUCGUUAGGCAGACACAGACAGACCCUCUGCAUAGCACACAACCGUAAACACUGUAAGGUCAAAUCUAUAUUGCGUAAUAAAAGCUGUGUCAUUUUUUUAUUUCUAAAAAGUUGAAAACAAGUAAAACUACUGGUCAAAAGCUUAUAAAAACUAAAUAUAUUGUAAAAAUAUUGGUGCCAUAAAGAUAUAGAUUGACAGUUCACUGAUUCAGAUUAUUGUAAAUAUACGAUGUUAACAUUUAUUUUCUCACAUCUGCCCUUGAUCAAAUAUGUAAAGAUUAUUUAUGACAAAGAUGAUGGCCAAGAAAAUAAAAAAAGCAGUCAUAUGCAGUAAAAGGUCUGCAUGAACUUAAUAUGGUCGGUCUAUUACAAGAAAAUAAAUAUAUAUAUAAAUAUAUAUAUAUACUUUGAUUGAGUUUUCAAUUGGAGAAAGCUAACUUUUUAUUCAAAAUACUAAUUAUUGUUAUGUUUUUUGAAAGUCCUUACAGUUUCUGCAGUGGAUUGAUUGACAGUGCCACCUAGUGUUGACAACAUGUCCCCCAUCCAUAGCAUGCUAAAAGGCUUCAAUCUGAUCCUUAAAUCUCUCCAUAGAUUUAAUCGGUACUGUUAAAUAUAUGAUUACAUAUUAAGAUAUUGUGCAAAUCCUGAUCUUUCAGCUACAGAGUUCUCUGUAGUGUGUCAUCUGCUCGUAAGCCUGACCUAAAUUUGGUCUGUAGAUGACCACACAAAGUCCUUAUUUAAGCCUGAUAAGUUGUUCCUUUUGUACUUGGAUACUGUGCAACUGUAUAUAAGGAGAAUUUGAUAUUCAUCAAAAUUUGCACCUUCGUUUUUAUUUUUUAAGAUUAUUUUUUGAUGUACUUCUGCUUUACCGGCUAGGAUAUAGUGGAGAGUGAAAGGAUCCAUACAAAAGAUUUACUGGGGAGACAUAAGACAGGACAAAGACCAUGAUGAGCCGGACUCAGACGUAUGAGUCCCCGGGCCCCUAGCACAGCAGAUCGCCCCUGCACCUUCAUUCUUAACAUGUGUGACAGCAUGUGAUUCUGUUUCCAUUGAGCUGUGAUGUGUAAAAAAAUGUUUAUAUCUAUUAAAGAUAUUUUGUUGAACUACA
This is a messenger RNA of Notothenia coriiceps (black rockcod), 7352 nucleotides long. RefSeq names its product signal-induced proliferation-associated 1 like 1 (gene sipa1l1). The record is from RefSeq and is a predicted model, not a curated record. Gene Ontology annotation, molecular function: protein binding; GTPase activator activity. The transcript has 21 exons. Gene Ontology annotation, biological process: regulation of small GTPase mediated signal transduction. The coding region runs from base 399 to 5552 and encodes 1717 amino acids. NCBI's taxonomy places the organism in Eukaryota, Metazoa, Chordata, Actinopteri, Perciformes, Nototheniidae. Gene Ontology annotation, cellular component: cytoplasm.